This is a messenger RNA of Acanthopagrus latus (yellowfin seabream), 3595 nucleotides long. RefSeq names its product D4, zinc and double PHD fingers family 2 (gene dpf2). NCBI's taxonomy places the organism in Eukaryota, Metazoa, Chordata, Actinopteri, Spariformes, Sparidae. Bases 119 to 1387 code for a protein of 422 amino acids. The transcript has 12 exons. Gene Ontology annotation, cellular component: nBAF complex. Gene Ontology annotation, biological process: nervous system development. The record is from RefSeq and is a predicted model, not a curated record.
UAUGACACCACCACCGCCACUAGAGGGCGCCAGGUGUCAGGUUCCUGCCCUGUCUGCCUUCAAGCCCUGACGGAGGGCGCACAGUACCCGCACUACUUUCCCCGUGUAAUAAAGCAAGAUGGCAGCUGUUGUUGAGAAUGUUGUCAAACUGCUGGGAGAGCAGUACUACAGGGAUGCCAUGGAGCAGUGUCACAACUACAAUGCCAGGCUGUGUGCCGAGAGGAGCGUUCGUAUGCCGUUCAUCGACUCUCAGACGGGUGUAGCUCAGAGCAACUGCUACAUUUGGAUGGAGAAGAGACACAGGGGACCAGGCAUGGCUCCAGGGCAGCUCUACACCUACCCGUCCAGGAGGUGGAGGAAGAAACGGCGAUGUCAUCCCCCAGAGGAUCCUCGUCUUAUCUUCCCGCCUGUCAAGUCAGGUACCAGCACAUCAUCUGGAUUAACAGAGGCAGAUAUAGGACUGAAGAAAGAUGCUCUGCUGUCAGCGGAUGGCAGCAGCCUGGAGGCCUUGCUGAAGGGCGACUCGCUGGAUAAGCGGAUGCCAGCAGAGAUCCGAGGGUCCGAGGACGAUUCGAACCAGAGCGACUACACCGGAAGCAUCAACCCCGCUGCUCGGAUCAGAAAGAGAAUCCUUGAGCCAGAUGACUACCUGGAUGACCUGGAUGAUGAAGACUACGAGGAAGAUACACCUAAAAGAAGAGGCAAAGGGAAGGGGAAGGGUCGAGGAGUGGGCAGCACCCGGAAGAAGCUGGAUACAGCUGCACUGGAGGACAGAGACAAGCCGUACGCCUGUGACAACACUAUCAAACAAAAGCAUAUUUCAAAACCUUCUGAACGAGUCUGUGGGAAGCGCUACAAGAACCGUCCCGGCCUGAGCUAUCACUACGCCCACUCCCACCUGGCCGAGGAGGAGGGUGAGGAGAAGGAAGAAAUAGAGAUUCCUGAGCCUGCCCUGCCAGUGCCCGACGAGACGAAAACUCCAAAGAAAGGCCCAGAUGGUCUUGCGUUGCCUAAUAAUUACUGUGACUUCUGCCUGGGAGACUCCAAAACCAAUCAUAAGACGGGCCAGUCAGAAGAGCUGGUGUCCUGCUCCGACUGCGGACGCUCGGGCCACCCCUCCUGCCUCCAGUUCACCCCUGUAAUGAUGGCCGCCGUGAAGACGUACCGCUGGCAGUGCAUAGAGUGCAAGUGCUGCAACAUGUGCGGCACUUCAGAGAAUGAUGAUCAGCUUCUGUUCUGCGAUGACUGCGACAGAGGCUACCACAUGUAUUGUCUCAACCCACCCAUGUCUGAACCACCAGAGGGGAGCUGGAGCUGUCAUCUAUGUCUGGACCUGUUGAAAGACAAGGCAUCCAUAUACCAGAACCAGAACGCCCCACCGUCGUGAUGGUCACCACUCCCCUGCACACACUCAUCACUCGACUGUCCCGCAGCUGUACGGUUUACCCUUCAAGUCGAGCUGGCCGCGGAGGGAGUGUGUUCAGAACUGACAAUACAUGGUGAAAAGGGAAGUAUCCCUUACUGAACUGGCCUCACUUAGCUUCAGAUAUGACUGUUGCACAGUUCCAAGCUCAGAUUCAGACCCUCUUUGCCACAUAUUUGAGAAGUUCUAAAUUUACAAGAUAAGAUACACAUCUUAAAGAGCCACAAUCUGACCUCCUGUUCAGGUUUUUUACACACACGCCUACACAAUGUUGCUAAAACCUUCUCUAUCCUGCAAUCCACUGAUUUUAUGACUAGAGCAGAAACAGAGCUUGGAGUCAAGUAGCAUGUCUAUGCUUGCUCAUCGUAUAAAAAAAAAGAGAAAUUUUAUAAUAUUUAUAUAUUUCUAUGGUAUAUAAUAGUGUUAAGUAUGUACAAAUUGGAAAAGAAGAUUGGUCAUGUAAUGGUCUUUUUUAUUAGUGCCCAUCUCAUCAUUAUGGAGAAAUCCACAACCACAUGUUCUUUUAUGGCACUGCUGAUAUUUGGUGAUGCACUCAAGAAGAGUCAAAGGGAUCUGAGGGGCUGAGACUCUAGAUUAAUUUCCCAUCUCAUCCACUGCCACUGGCCACACACUAGCACACAUGCUACCAACAACCUUAAAAAAAACCAACAGGAACUAUGAAUAGAAACCCUGGUGUGUUUGCCAAAGUGGCUCCAAAGGCUGAAGGAGUUCAGGGUCUGCAGGCUAGAUGGAGCUGCACAAAGCUCAAGCAGGUGCAUAAUGUCCAUGUUGCAUUGAGGCUUUCAGGGCUGCGGUUCACACUUCAGACAUGAAGUCGCUAAUGUUGUGAUGAUGAUUAUUCCAGUCAAAUUGAAAACAAAUCCUACAUGUGUUAUCAGCCAGGUAAAGGGAUAAAAAGCCUUCAUCGCUGUGUUCUAGCAGUUCGCUGAUCAUGCACCAUAUCCAAUAUCUGUCGAUGUUGUGACACCACUAGAUUAUUUUAAUGUAAUUGAGGACUAUGCGACCUUGCAGAUGGUCACUCGCUGACAAUGUUAAAGCAAUAGAAGAGCUCCUGUCAGGCGCCGGGAUGACUGAGUCACUUUAGGCUCUCUUUGCAGACAAUGUGCGAUACUGUAAAUUUUCUUUUUCUGAAAAUGCUAAUACAGACAGAGGAUUGUGGCAGCAAUUAUACACAGAUCCAUAGUGUGAAAAAAAAAAAAAAAGAGAGAGAUUAUAAUGUGUAAAUGUAUAGUCCGGUGGAGGAACAGCUCUUUUUGUUAUGGCUUUUGUAGUUUUAAAUAUGUGACGGUUUCCUUCUGUGGCAAGGCUAAAAGAAAAAGUCUGGCUGAUUUUACCUCAAACAGAAACAGUAUUUAAAGGGUUAAAACAUGCUGUUGAUGGACGGGACAAAGGCAGCGGGAUGAAUAGUAAUGACAGCUGCAGAGUCUGCUUCAAUAACUGCGUAUUCUACAGGUAAAACAAGUGCAUGCUCCGUAAGUGUUUGCACUCUCAUAUGCUACAUAGUCGUCUCAGCGUUAGGUCGGCAGAGGUGUUGGGAAGUGGUGUAAUAUAAGUAACCAUGCUUUCAUGUCGUUUCAAUAGCCAACUAACAAUUACUAAAGCAUUACAGUAUAACUCGGUUUAUUUUCUCAUCACUUUUAAACUUAGUUAUUUAGAGACAGUGGCUACUAGAAUAUUUUGCUGGUUUUUGUACUCAUUGGGAGUGUUUGCGUACCUGAUGUGUGGGGACUUUUUUGGGACUUAAGUGGAGGUUGCCUUCUAGUUAAUCCUGCGAUCAAGGUGUCACCUGAGCCGAUCUCUUCCAAAGCUGAAAAACAAGGAGCAAAGCCCGUAAUGUGAUUAAGAGGCAAAUUCUGGAGCUACACCUUCAGCACUGAAGGGUUAAGUAAUGAUGGAGCCAGGGUACACCUUUCUAGGCUGCACACAGGAAAGCCAUGAAGACAAAGGAGGGCCACUUGUUAAUAUCGGAUUUUGGAUUCCUGGUUUCUGGCUUUGGGAGAGAAUUGUUCAUGACAGCAAAUGUUUUAAAACGAGGAUCACAGGUUUACGUAGCAGGUGAAUUCUCUUGGGUUGAACUUUUAUUUGGAUUAUGGUGGAAUGUUUUAUUGUACGAAAAUUGUCUUCAGGAAAAUAAAAUACUAGGCACUAUAA